AUGGCGCACAAAAUGGCCGCUGCAACUAGUGCUCGGUGGUGGUGUCUUGUGGUGCUGGUGGUGUCCUUUGUCACACUUGGUGCAGUUGAAUCGGCCUCGACCAGGCUCGGUAUGGUGCAGGACGACGUGAAGCUAGUGGAAGACAGUGAAGGAAACGAACCGACGGGAGACUCGAGACCAUCGUUUAGUGUCUACGAUUACUUGGUUGUCGCAGCCAUGCUGGUCAUCUCAAUAGGCAUCGGCGUCUUUUACGGAUGGUUUGGGCCGAAGGGCGCAUCGGAUGCGGAUGGUAGCGAAGCAGCCUCUAGCGACGACUUCCUGCUUGGUUCGGGCAUGAGCCUGUUUCCGGUGACGCUUAGUCUUACCACCAGCUUCAUCACGGCGAUCGAGCUGCUCGGUAACCCGUCGGAGAUGUUCUUCAAUGGCACCCAGUUCUCGCUAAUCGUCAUCUCGAUGGUUCUGGUUGUGCCGAUUGCGGUGAAGGUAUUCUACCCCAUCUACUACAAAUUGGAGGUCACGAGCUGUUACGAGUAUCUCGGGAUGCGGUUCGAUAAGCGGAUCAGAGUUUUCGGUGCGGUACUUUACAUUCUCCAGAUGCUGUUCUACACGUCGGUAGCCGUCUUGGCACCUGCCAUCGCCCUCUCGGAAGCAACAGGUCUGAACAAGUACAUUGCCGUCGUCUUGAUCUACUUUGUGUGCAUCUUCUACUCGUCGCAGGGUGGCAUGAAGGCGGUCGUUAUCGCUGAUACGUUCCAGGCUAUGGUGUUGCUACUGUCGCUCAUACUAAUACUCGCACUCGGUACGCACUACUCGGCCGCACUGCCCGAAGUGUUUAGCCGUGCCGAGGAACACGGAAGGAUUGAAUUUUUCAACUUCGAUCCCAAUCCGACAACCCGUCAUUCGGUGUUUUCCGUCAUCAUCGGUGGCUUUUUCUACUGGACCUCGAUGUUCUGCACCAAUCAGGCGUCCGUUCAAAAAUGCAUGUCAUUAAAAUCGUUGAAAACGGCCAAACUUGCACUCUAUUUCUCGCUGAUCGGAUUGAUUGCGGUGUUUUUGAUGAACUUCUACACGGGAUUGAUGACUUUUGCCCACUAUUCCGACUGUGACCCGCUGGCGGCGGGCCAGAUCACGGCCAAGGAUCAACUGCUACCGUUCUACGUGAUGGAUGUGUUCGGACAUAUCAAAUGCAUGACGGGCAUAUUUGUGGCCGGAAUAUUUGCGGCAAGCUUGGGCACCGUGGCAGCGGCACUGAACUCGCUGGCGGCGGUCACAUCCGAGGAUCUGCUCGAGUCCGGUAUGGAGAUAAAGAUCCCGGACGGGAAGGGUGCACUGUACGCGAAGUGGAUGUCCCUGGGCUUCGGAUUGGUUUCGUUCGGUUUGGUAUUCGUGGUGGAACGACUCGGUGGCAUUCUGCAGGCCACCCUUACACUGAACGGGCUGAUCGGUGGCGUCACGCUUGGACUGUUCAGUCUUGGCAUCUUUUUCCGACGAGCAAACAGUAAGGGUGCGCUUCUCGGUGGAAUCCUAUCGCUAGUGCUGGUCAUUGUGGUGGGAGUGUUGGCACAGGUGAACAAUGAAGAAACACCACCACUGCCCUCAUCGGUGGACGGUUGUAAUGCGACGAUCCCGCUAAACCACGAAGGAUUCGCAUACGAAAUAGCGCCAUCCGAUGGUUCGGUUAGCUUGGCGCUGCAGAGCCAAGGACAUGAAGCUUUUGAGCAGCUUUUAUCGAUCGCCACUAGGGACGGUUGGAGCGAUGCAGGAGAGUUGGAGAAUCAUUUCUACAGACUGUCCAAUGACGAUGCUGCAGCUUCCUUGCAGAGUGAUGUGAUAAAAGCAUCCACCAGACAGGAGGAUUCAACCGAUAGUUCGUCCUCAUGGUUUGCGGCCGUAUACGGAAUCAGCUACAUGUGGUACAGUUGCCUCGGGACAUUACUGACGGUGAUCUUCGGCUUACUCAUCUCGCUAUUCACAUCGGACAAUUCCUGCAGUUGCUGGAACCGGUCUACCGUUGAUACGGUUCUACCCACCAGUAAGUGCGGUACCCUCCAAGGAAUCAAUCCAACCUGCUGUCGACAGUGGAGCUGGCAAACGUAG
This is a messenger RNA of Anopheles marshallii, 2097 nucleotides long. Its product is annotated as sodium-coupled monocarboxylate transporter 1. Gene Ontology annotation, cellular component: membrane. The record is from RefSeq and is a predicted model, not a curated record. Gene Ontology annotation, molecular function: symporter activity. Lineage: Eukaryota; Metazoa; Arthropoda; Insecta; Diptera; Culicidae. Gene Ontology annotation, biological process: sodium ion transport; transmembrane transport.